AUGAACCUAUUGGAGCGCGCGGUCUCCUCGAAGGUGGAGGCUGAUGUUUGCACCCUCACAGCCGCACUGAGCAAUUUCAACUGGGAGGUGACUGCCUGGACACGUGCCUUAUCCCUUUACCAUCAGAGUGUUUCAACUGCUCUCCAAGCCGAUGUGGUGUUGUGUUGCGCGGCUAUGAGUACAUGUCGGGAUCCUUGGCACUGGAGCUUGCAGUGCUUCGGCCUGCUGCGGCGGCAGCACCUGCAGACUAAUGCAGUCGCAUCCGCCACAGCGGCGAAGGCGUUCGAGCUCAGUACUCACUGGGCUCCCGCUUUAGCGCUGCUUUCAUCGCUCGCAAGAGACGGCUGUCGGCCCUGUGCUGCAGCAGGCCUUGCCGCCUGCGGUGCUUGUGGCCAAGUCUCCUCUUGGGAACGCAGCCUCCACAUUUCUCUCUCUGGAGCUCCGGCACGGGUCGCUUCCUGUGCUCGAGGAACUGCCUGGUGCUUGGCAUUGUUCGUGGCGGCAGUCCCGGAACGUCGGCGCGAGGUGGCACGAGUCAGCCUCAAUGCUGCGAUGAGCGCUUUGGGAAGGAUUGAGCUCUGGCAGACCGUCGCGGGGAUGCUGUCCCAGAUGUCGCGCCGGCAGAUCGUCCCCGACAUCAUCUCGCACAACUCCGUCAUCUCCGCCAUGCUGCAUUCUUGGGAAGACGCUUUGGCGAUCCUUCAGCUUCUAGGUGGCUGUGGAGGCUUGGUGAGCUUCAAUGCAGCCUUGCGCAGCAUGGCACGUGCAGCCCAGUGGCCGCUUGCUUUGCAGCUGAUGCUAGCGAUGAGGCGACGAGCAAGGGCAAUCGCAGGCAUCACCUGGAACUCGGUCUUGUCAGCUUGCGAGAACGACGGACAAUGGCCUGUUGCACUACUGCUUCUGCACGGGAUGCCCCAGCUCAGAGUGCUGCUUGAUCUCUUCGGCCGCAACAGUGCGAUCAGUGCUUCUGAGAAAGGCUCACAAUGGGCGGUCGCUCUGCGUCUUUUGCAAGCUUCUGACCACGGGGUUGAGGCUGAUGUCCUCAGCUUUGGUUCGGUGGUGGCGGCGUGUAGGACACCCGAUCUGUGGCACGUUGCCGCCAGUACAUGUCACCAGAUGCGAGCAGUACAGGUGCGAACUGAUGUAGUGGCUUGCAGCAAGCUGCGGAGGUCUGUGCAAACAGCGAGGCUAUGCAAGAGCAGGACUUACCCUACAAUGCAGCAGUGUGGGCUUUUGCGCAGGGCGAAAGGCGUGCACAGCAGCUUUCGUAGCGGGAAGAACGAUGAGAAGUCGUACCCAGCUUGCUUACCCGAUGUCGGCGACUACACCCUGGUUCCAUGCAGAGCUCGGCGCAUCUGCGAGGUCUCUAUGGUGGUUCUUGUAAAGACGACGAGUCAAGUCGUCCGCCCACAGGAGUUCAAGGAGCUGGCUGUGGCUGCGUGUCAGGUGGCCGGCCACCACACGCUAGAGGAGUACAAUGCCAUGAACCGAGCAGAGCUUUGCGAUGGCAUUACGGCGUAA
Molecule: messenger RNA, 1521 nt
Organism: Symbiodinium necroappetens
Lineage: Eukaryota; Dinophyceae; Suessiales; Symbiodiniaceae
Source: the annotation of a GenBank genome assembly